Messenger RNA from Prosopis cineraria, 2448 nucleotides. Its product is annotated as protein VAPYRIN-LIKE-like. NCBI's taxonomy places the organism in Eukaryota, Viridiplantae, Streptophyta, Magnoliopsida, Fabales, Fabaceae. Gene Ontology annotation, molecular function: protein binding. The coding region runs from base 892 to 2280 and encodes 462 amino acids. The record is from RefSeq and is a predicted model, not a curated record. The transcript has a single exon.
AUAUUUUCUUAACAUGAGGUAAAAAUUUACCUAAAGGAUUCAGGGCAAGAAAUAGAAAUGUUAGAGUUGAAUUCAGUUCCCCUGAACAAUCUUAAUUCUCGUGAUCGGAAAGAGCGGCGGGUGAGACUGACAAGUAACUGGGAAACAUUUGAGUUCAGUUCCCCUGAGCAAUCUUCAUAACAUAACAAAUAGUAACGUCCUUUUCAGCGCAGCAUUAUUUAAGGCCACAAAUCCACGGGGGACCGAAGCAUGGAUUGCCGAGUGCUGAGGACGGGCUGAUAAUAACUAACGAAAGAUCCCUGAAGUUCCAACCGCUACAUUUUUCUAUUGUUCAAUCGUUUUCACAUGUAGCCAGGGAAUGUAUAUGUAGGUGAAACAUGCCAUCUUUGGCGACAAAAGCGGUUAAUUAUAAUUACCAGCAGCGACAUGAACAAGAUUAUGGGAUGCCUAGAGUCUUGGAGAAAAAGGAAAAGGAUGUUCAUCUUAUCAGGAAAUUGCAUGACACUAUCAUCUUCUUCUUGAAUCAGUCCGUGUAAGUUUCCCCUGGUUUUCCAAUACAGAAGCUGAAAUUGAAUAAACGAAGUCAUCCCUCCAAGUUGCUUCAUAUUCAAAUAAAGCCAUCGGCGACUAAUCACAGCCUUCCUCCAUUCUCUGUCACGGUCAAUGACCCAGCCUCACCGUCGCAGUCAGCACACCUAAACCAACAAUCACGCUCCGAGUAUGUAACUAAACCAGUCUGACCAAUAAAAUAAAAAAUUGCGGGUGGCAAUAUUUGGACAACAUUUAAGCUAACAGCCUCCAAUCUGGCACUCCGUGCCUCGUUCAAUUUUGAACCCUGGUUUUCCAGGAGAGACGAGCUCUCUACUUACCAAGCAGUGGUCAGCAAUCACGAUGGACAGACUGGUGAAGGCAGAGGAGAAGGAAGUAGAGGUGAUCUUCAAGAAAGGCCAAAGGUGCAGCGCAUCGUUCAAACUCACCAACCUUAUGCACACCAUGCCCGUGGCUGUGUCUCUCACCACCACAAACCCUUCUUUGUUCUCCUUAAAUCGGCCCUUCUCUAUAAUCCCUCCGCUGUCUACGUCUUCAUACAUCCUCUUCCUCUGUCAGCCGUCCGAUCAACCUCCUCUCUCUACCCCUACCGACGUCGUCACUGUCCGAACCGCCAUGCUUCCCACCGGUAAGGCCCAUCAGAACGAUCUUCUCCGCUUGUUUUCCAAACCGGGACCCCACGUUUUCAGAGACGCCGUUUUACCUGUAUCCUUCGUGGGUGCCCACGUCGCCGAAUUUCUGAUUUCUCAACAUACCCAAAUUCGCCAAAGCGGCUCCCUUUUCAAGAUAGCGAUAUCUGGGUGCGCUCAGUCAGAGCUCACGGCGUUGCUUAGACCCGCUGUUGAAUGUGGAAACGAAGAUGCUGUUUCCGCUCUGAUUGAUGCCGGAGGAGACGUGAAUUUGAGGGACUCAAAUGGACCAUCCCUCAUAAAUUUAUCUGUUAGGGCUGGGAAAAUGGACGUUCUAAAGAUUUUACUGGCCUCUUGUUGUAGUAUAGAUCACUCGGUCGAUUCAAGUUUGCACGAAGCUGUGGCGAUGAACCGGGUGGAUUUGUUGGAGAUUUUAUCUGAAUCUUUCGGUAAGAUGGACAUAAACUUGGUAAAUUCCGAAGGGAGAACUCCGAUUCACGUGGCGGCGCUUCAUGGGCAUGUGGAGGCGAUUCAAUUUUGCCUCUCAAUUGGAGGGAACCCGAACGUGGUCGAUUGUAACGGAUGGACUCCGCUUCACUGUGCUGCUUCGGGAGGUCAUUUUAAGGCUGUGGAGUGUCUGUUGGAAUGCUGUAACGUGAAAUACGCAGUGAAUAAAGAAGGGAAGACGGCGUUUUCGCUUGCAGUGGACAAUGGGCACUCGCACUUGCUGGAUCUGCUGCACUGGGGGGACGCGUUGCUCCGAGCAGCCAGACUCGACGAUGUUCAUGGACUGACGAGCUGUCUUGCAAAUGGAGCGAAUGUAAAUAGGAAGGAUCAGAAUGGGUGGACUCCGCUGCACUGGGCUGCCUUCAAAGGUCGAAUCAAGAGUGUGAAGGUAUUGCUUGAACAUGGAGCUGAAAUUGAUGCCGUGGAUGAUGCCGGCUAUACUCCGCUUCAUUGUGCGGCGGAGGCAGGGCACUUGCAGCUUGCCCUGUUCUUCAUUUCUCGUGGCUCUCGGGUAAAUCUCAAGAGCUUCGAAGGUGCUGUUGUUCUUAAUUCGGAGUCUUUCGAUAGACAAAUGACUCUUGACAUAUCUUCUUAAAUGGCCGAUAUAUCUUUCCCAUUCUUCCUCGCGCUUUGUACAUAGUAAUGCAAAGUUUAGUUAUAGUUGGAAAUUGGAGAUAGUUAUUAAUGAUCAAUGAAACAGACAUACAAUGCCCAUGUUCUUCUAAACGUGGUUCGAUAGGAAUUUUGGGUAUGUUUGAUUGGA